Messenger RNA from Myzus persicae (green peach aphid), 2785 nucleotides. Its product is annotated as UDP-glucuronosyltransferase 2C1-like. Bases 223 to 1806 code for a protein of 527 amino acids. Gene Ontology annotation, molecular function: UDP-glycosyltransferase activity. NCBI's taxonomy places the organism in Eukaryota, Metazoa, Arthropoda, Insecta, Hemiptera, Aphididae. The record is from RefSeq and is a predicted model, not a curated record. The transcript is spliced from 4 exons.
AAGUGUUGUUAUUCUAAUAAUAUUUUACUGAUUUCGUCAUCGCAUCACCGACAUCGACGAGUGGUAACGAUUCCGUCAACUACAACUGUAUCGCGGCGGUGGCCGCGUCAUAACUGCGAUUCUCGUUCACCGCAGAUUACUGAGCGAUUAGCCUCGAGGCACUUGCUCCUAGCCGUAGUAUAUAAAUCACUCGACGGCGUGAGGCCAAAUCCAAUCGCCGUCAUGUCGCCGACCCGUCGUCUUUGUGUCAUCGUCAUCCUCUGCUCUGCGACGGCGCUGACCACGGGUCACGCGACGCCACCACCGCCGACUCUCUUUCGUGCGGCCAACAUACUGGCCGUGGAAACCGUGCCGGGUCGGAGCCACUGGAAUUUUAUGAGCGCCGUGCUGCGGGCGCUCACUGACCGGGGCCACUCCGUGGUGGCGUUCACGUCGUACCCGGCGCAGAAGCCGGCGUCCGCGUACGGCAAUUACACGGAAGUGGACACGUCCGCCGUUCUGCUGAGGCACGCUGGUGAACUCGCCUCCCGCGUGCUGUCCGACUACAGCCGGCUGUCGUACAUCGUGCCGUCCGUGGUCCGGUGGAGCAGACAGUUCUGCGACGCGGUGUACGAUAUGGAACAGAUCCGCGCGCUCAUGGUCAACGGCACUGACACUGCGGCCCGAUUCGACCUGCUGGUCACCGAGCCGCUGGGCUCCGAGUGUGUGGCACACCUGGCCGCGGCCAUUGGGCUGCCCAUGGUGUACGUGGUACCGACGCCCAUGAUCACGUACAUGCAACCGUCCAUCGUCGGCCACUCGGCCAACCCGGCGUACGUGCCGCACCUGCUCUACGGCUCGGCUGUCCGGGCGUUCCGUCACAGAUUAGUCAACACGGCCAUGUACGCCUAUGGACGGCUUGUCCGGUGGUACGCCGAGCUCACGGCCCUGCGGCGUCCGUACGACGUCGACGAGCCAGCCAAACCAUCAGUCGUGUUUGUCAACAGUCACCACGUCACAGAGCCAACCAUGUUACUGCCCACCAACGUCAUACACGUUGGUGGAAUACACUUGGACUCGAACGGCAGCGCACUACCGACCAAUAUCCUUGAAUUUAUUGAAAAUUCCCCAGAUGGUGUUAUUUAUUUUACUUUCGGAUCAGUCAUAGCCAUGUCAAGUUUACCAGACCAUAUUCAGGAUACAUUUAAAAACGUAUUCCGACAGAUUCCUCAAAGAGUAUUGUGGAAAUAUGAAGGUGAAAUGGAAGACAAACCGGACAACGUGAUGACAGGCAACUGGUUUCCUCAACGUGACGUCCUGUUGCACCCUAAUGUCAAAUUGUUCAUAAGUCAUGGCGGGAUAUCUGGCGUGUACGAAGCAGUGGACGCGGGUGUUCCGGUUUUGGGAUUUCCGCUUUACUACGAUCAACCGAGAAACUUGCAAAGUCUAGUGGACGCAGGUAUGGCGAUCACAAUGGAAUUAUUGUCGAUCACCGAACAACGAUUUCUACACUCCAUCAAAGAGCUUUUACACAACACAAACUACAAAAAAAAUGCUUUAAUUACCGCGGACCGUUUCAAAGACCGCCCGAUGACGCCUCAAGAGUCUGUUGUCUACUGGACGGAGUACGUGCUUCGUCACAAAGGUGGCCACCACUUGAAAUCCGAAGCACUGAACCUCACGUGGUAUCAAUACAUGUUACUGGAUGUCAUUUUUGUCGUUGUCGUGUCGUUCUUGAUCGUAGUGUACUUGGUUUAUAAGACGUCUAGAUUAUUUUAUUCAUAUGUUUCGAAUUACUUGAUUAGAGCCAAAGCUAAGCAACAAUAGGUACCUAUGUAUAAUUACUUAGAUAAAUUGUUCGGAAAAUGACAAAUGAUGUUGAGACACCUAUUUGUAACCGCCGUAUUAGAUGGCAUGCGUAACAACAACUGUCAAAAUCAAUCAUUGAUCUCUGUCCCACACAGUCACACACUCGUUUAGAUUUAUUUAUAUACACUAUUAUUUUAAGUAUAGGAAAAUACUUUAUUGAGUAAUGAAAUAUUUUAUGUACUCACCGUAUAAUGCAACUACCGUUCUCCCGUCUCCGUUCUUACUCGUCUGUCGUCAAUAUUAAAUAUUGUGCACUAUGAUUAUAAUACGUAAUACGUAAAUAUGUCUAAACAAGGAACAGUAGUUACCUAAACUUAGGUACCUAAGUAGGAAUAACAUGUAUAACUACCGAGAUUUCUAAUGAAAAUCAUAGAGAACAAUAUAAUUCAUGCCUUGUCAGAAUCUUUAAAAUUAAAAAAAAUUGUAUAGCACUAUAGCUAAUAGGUACCUACUUUAAGUAUCUUUAUUUUUAAUCCUCGCUAACAUUGGACUACCUACAUGGCUCAGGGUAUAUUUUUUACACUAAUUUUGAACAUUUGCUUAGUUAUUGACUAUUGUUAAAAUAAGUAGAGUAUAAUAUAGGUAGAUAUGUCAUACGACAUACAGAUAUAUAGCUGUUCUGUACAUGGGAAAUUAUCUAAGUAUAGUUUUUUAAUUAAUAUACAAAGUUUAAUUUGUCAAAGGUAGAAGCAAUCAAUAUAUUAUGGUUAUUAGUUGAUAAUCAGUACAUAAUGUAUAUAGAUUAUGUAUUUUUACUUAAAGUAUUAUAUGAUUACCAAUAGAAGUAUAGAACCUAGUGUCCAAACUCCUAACUGUAUAAAAAAAGUACCUAUAUAAUUAUUUUAUGAAAUUGUGAUGAUUUUAAAUCUUCAGUUUACCUAAUGGAGAAUUUAUUAUUAAUUUAUACUACUUGAUAAUUAAUUGUUUUAUACUUGUU